Messenger RNA from Magallana angulata, 2786 nucleotides. Its product is annotated as mdm2-binding protein-like. The record is from RefSeq and is a predicted model, not a curated record. The coding region runs from base 10 to 2532 and encodes 840 amino acids. The transcript is spliced from 19 exons. Gene Ontology annotation, biological process: traversing start control point of mitotic cell cycle; protein localization to kinetochore; regulation of protein ubiquitination. Gene Ontology annotation, cellular component: kinetochore. NCBI's taxonomy places the organism in Eukaryota, Metazoa, Mollusca, Bivalvia, Ostreida, Ostreidae.
UGAUUAGGCAUGUUUAUCGGCCUUUACAAGCUCUUUAGAAAUGAAGGUAGAAACCGCGGGAAGAAUAAAAUGCAGAAAAGAAAAGGGCAUUUUAUUUUUGUCUUCAGCGAAGAAACUUUGCUGAAGCGUCAAGCACAGAAAGUCUUUGAUGAAAUUAAAUUUGGAGAGGAUGAAAAAGCACAGACUAACACGUUUGUUUUACCAGUACUCUUAGCAGAGGAUAAGAUUAGCUACAAGUCGAGUUCAACAUGGAUAGAUGUAAAUGAUAAUUUGAUGAAUGAAUUAGAUCAGAUACAGAAUGUCACAAGUGAUGGAAACGACAGUGCUUCUGAAAGAUUACACGAGGCUAUGGAUUCUCUUCCUUUUACGGGUAAUGUUAUUGAUGUCUACAUCGAGUUCAGUGUCUUGGAUUCUCUAAGGUCAGAAAAUUCUUUACAGCUCUUUGGGGCUCUGAGGAGACUAAAAGAUUGGCAUAAUGCUGUGAUAAACUUUGUUCUCUCCGAUGGUUGUGACUGUUCGGAUGAGGCUAAAGCUGUUGAGAGGUUACUAAAUUCGUCUUGUCAGAUGGAACAUUUAUCUCCAGGGGAGGCAACUGCUGUUGUUUGGAGAGGAAAAUUGUCCAUCAUUGAUAAAACGAUAAAUAGAGGAUUUAUUUUGCCUGGUUUUUCAAUAUCUCAAAGUCUUUCUAGUAGACAAACAGAGAGGAUUUCUUUUAUGUGGAAAGACAAGAUACUUGGUCGAAUGCUUGAAGUCCUGGAUGAAGUUUAUGUGCCCUCGAUUCCUCUCUUCUACUUUACUGGCUGUGAGCUUCAGCUUUUUUUAUAUGACAAACACCCACAGUCAGAAGCCAUUAUGGAUUUGAUUUCAAGCAUGGAUCAACAGAGUGGUUAUCUAUGCCGAUUGGCUUGUUAUCAUGAUGAAAAGGACAUUCCCUCGACAGGGGAAAAAUAUCUCAACACCUCAUCAUGGAAAGAGAGCAUCCUAAAUGAUAUCACCUUUGUGCAAGAGCCGGAAGAGGAGCUGUUACUGCCAUAUGAUUUCAUCUUUUUCCUUCUGACUAGAAGUUCAGAUCCUGACACAAAUCCUUCCAAGUUCUGUUUGCAUGUGAUGAAAUCAGCCUCAGAUAUCAGUGGUCACCUUACAAAACACCUGCUGAUGAAAUCCAUUCUACGUCCAAACACCCCAAGUCCAAAGACAUCACCAGGCUCUAAUAACAUGUUCGGUCAGAAGUCCGCAGAGGAUCUGUUGAGGGGUCUCCCAGUCCUCAAUGACCGAGUCCUGGCAGUUGUCAGUGACUUACUGCAGGAAGAACAGCGGGCUCAUCUUAUAGAGGAUAAUCCAUUGAUUUCAAAAAAUCUAGAAUCCAUUAAUUCAACAUUGGCAGAAAUUCAAGAGAGAGUUCUUGGAGAAGUUAAGAGUUACCUUCCAAAGUAUUGCGAAACUUUAGCCAGUGAAUCAGAUUUACAGUCGGGGAUUUCUGACUCUUGCCCUGAUGAACUGCUGAUGGACUCCUCAGAGUGGCCUGAGAAGAAGUAUCUCCUGUACCAGGAGAGCCAGAGAAAGUCCAUCUCACGCCUCAGGUCCACGGACAGCCUGGUGCUCUCCUCACCCCUACAGCAACAGGAGGAGACUCCACCCACCCUAGACAUCAAGCACUGUCUGACAUUGUUCCAAUCAGAUGGCACUGCUGUGACUGAUGGCCUCUCACCCGUCAGGAAAAAGAACACCAGUCGGUCUCAAGGUAAACUGUUGAGGGGCGUGUCACCAGGUGUAACAGGGCUUCAGUGGCCGGACUCGCUAGAUCAGAGGGCCCCAGACAUGUAUUAUAACAAGGACAAAAGGACAGAGAAGACCCAGGACCAGUGCAGCCAGCUCUGUGAUCGCUAUGUUACCAAGGAGACUUACAGCUCCUACUCAUCUCCUGUGUUUGUGGUUAAUAAAAACCCCAAAGAACUCGCCAAAUAUGUGGAGGAAUUGCUGCCCAAAACUCUCCGCAGAUCCCCCAGGAAAGCAGUCAGGAGGACAAAUAAAGGGCUCCAGAUCCAGACAGUGGGGGUGAGGUCGUCUCCAAGGAAACGAGCCAACAAGAUGGCAGAAGGUCAAAUAGUAACACAGCAGCCCCCCACUAAAAAGGUCAACAAGCAAUUCUCCGGGGUUGUGGCCAGUGACUCUCAGAGAAGACAGUCAUUGUCAUCUAUAGAGGUCAAGAAGCUGCAACAGGCUGACAGUGUCCGCCGUAAAUCUCUAACAGCAGUACAGACCACGGGGUCAGACAAGGCGGAGCGACGUGAGUCUCGGUCAGAGAGACACAAAAGGAAAUUGGAGGAGAUUGUGACUGAUGUGAUACAGAGACAUGGCGUGAGCCCUGAAGAUCCAAUCUACAAGUCCUGUAUACAGAAGCUCUUCAAGGUCACCAAAAUCUUUGUCAUGGAUCUGCCAAAUUCUCAAAAUCUAAGGUCAGAAAUGAGAAACAUUGCCGAGGGCCAAGUCAAACAAGUGGUGGAUUUAGAGAAACGGAAACAGAUGAAGUGAAAGUAAAAGAAGAAUCUGAGUGAUUCUCUUAACAAGUGUCAAAUAUCAAUGGAGAACUUCUUAUAAACUGUCAAAGGCUUCCUUCUGGUGCAGAAAGACUUGAGUUGUGACAAAGUAUACUAGAGUGCAUAAGUGAAAAAAUAUGUUUGUUGAAUUAAUGAAAAAAAUAUGAUCAGUGAAUGUCUUAUCUGAUGUUAUGUAAAAAGCUGCCUUUAAAUUCUUGCUACUAUGAAAUUAAAGUGUACUGAAUCUCA